Messenger RNA from Poecile atricapillus (Black-capped chickadee), 3428 nucleotides. It is a transcript of the gene TRIQK, whose product is annotated as triple QxxK/R motif containing. The transcript has 5 exons. Lineage: Eukaryota; Metazoa; Chordata; Aves; Passeriformes; Paridae. The record is from RefSeq and is a predicted model, not a curated record. The coding region runs from base 195 to 455 and encodes 86 amino acids. Gene Ontology annotation, cellular component: endoplasmic reticulum membrane.
GGCGGGAGCCCCGCUAGCACAGGAAGUGGCCCCUGCGAGGGAGGAGGGAGAGGCGGAGCUCUGCCGCUCGGCCCGAGAUAUCUAGAGCCCAUGGCUGGAAGAUAGGAGAGUGUGGGGUUGCUGUGGUAUCUGCUCCUCUCUUUUCUCAAGGUGGCUGGACGGCUGUGUCUGCAGUGAUUUUUGGAUUGAAAACAAUGGGUAGAAAAGAUGCCUCCACAUCAAGGACUCCUGUUGACCAGUACAGGAAACAAAUAGGGAAACAAGAUUAUAAGAAAACCAGGCCUAUGUUAAGAGCUACAAGAUUAAAAGCAGAGGCCAAGAAAACUGCACUAGGCGUAAAGGAAGUUGCCCUUGUCCUUGCAGCUAUACUGGUAUUUUUGUUGGCUUUCUAUGCUUUUUUUUAUCUUAAUGUUUCCAAUGAAGUUGACCUUGAUCUGGAUCCAGAUGAAAACUAGUAGAUGCAAUGAAUCUAUCAUCAAGAUUUCUUCAGCUUCAACAAGACUACGUAGGAACACACAGACUCUUCACUGUAAGACAGUAAAUGAUGCCAUUUCUUUCAGUCCAAACUCUUAAGAAAGUUUUGCAAUACAUCGGUCACAUUCCAGGUCUCCAAAAUAAGAACACUUACGCCUGGCCAAGUGUAUUUGUUUAACACCAAAGCCAGGAGCAACAAUACAAUACAUGAAGUUUAUUGUUUACAUUAUUUUUUUCUCAGGCAGAGAAUUUUGAUUGUAAAAGACAGGUGCUACUAUUAUCAUGGGUAUUGAUGCUGACUUCACAGAAGUGUCUGCCUUGGCCAAAUUUAGGAAUCAGAGCUUCCUAAUAACCAAAUUAGUUUUCUGUUCCUUUCUGAAAAGAAAGCAGAAAUACCAAAUAAAGUAUUUUCUUCAUUUGUGUUUAAAAUAUAUUAAAACCCCCUCAUCCUUUCUGUCCCUUUUAAUCUUUCUCGUUAGUGUGUGCACAUGCAUGAAGAUGGAAGAAAUGGUAGGAAAAAAAUAUCUUUUUACAAACAGUCUGUCACCUUCUAUAUGGACUUAAUUUUCUGUCAUUCCAGAUUCUGUGUUCCCGUAGAUCUACAGUAAUCUUUUUCAUUCUUUUGCCAACUGUUCAGCACACAUGUGUUCUGUUAGAAAUGGCACCUGGAUGACAGAAGCUCGAACAUUCGCAUAUGCUUCUGAAACACAGUUCUUUGCCUCCUGUGCUGUCUGAACUAGUGUAAAUAGAAAGUUUAGUUGAUGUUAGUUUUAAUUAGUGUAUUGGUCUACUAUUCAUAUAAAGUCAAAAUUGUAUUUUAAUUAUGCUCUUCCUGAUGGUUUUGGUAUCAACUUGCUCUACCUGUUAGGGGCAUGUUGUAUAAAAACAUUCCUUUUCAGCUAUACAAUCAUUUAAUCAUCAAACUAAUGUGAGAGGCUGUAAGUAAUGUGAAAACUAUUUUUUUCCUGGCAUACUAAUAACUUGUAAAUCUUGGCUCCAUUGCAUCCUUCAGUUCUUGCAAAGUACCUUUCAAAUUAGGCACUUUAGAUAGCAUUUUUGUUCCUUUUGGUAGCCAAAAGCUACUUGAAGAAUUUGGUGUGUCAGAGCAGCUGCAGAGAGCUUUAAAAUUCUGGCUUUAUCCUGUUCUGCUUUGUGUUUGGCAUAUAACUGAGCUUGUGGAUGUAAAGACUCAGUUUUGAUCCUCUUAAAAAUGUGAUCAGUCUUUCUCUGAGAUUCAGUUCCGAUUCAGUUUAAUAUCAAGAACGUGUAGAGCCAUCAGUGCUGAAUGUGGCAAGGAAAUUUAAGUAGACUGACUUUCAGAAAAGUUUUCAUAAUUCUGCAGUUAGUGAGCUAGUUUGGUUUUUUCUUUGACAUGAAUUUCAGAGCUGAAUAUUAGAUUUAAUUGCAACUGAGGUAUUUACUGUCUUGUUCCUGGAAUGCCUAAGAUUUUGUAUAGUGAUUUUGAAGACAAAGGGAUACAAAUCACAGCAAAUAUUAUAAUGGGAAAUAUAUUUCUUUUAAAUUGACACAGUCCCAUUAUCACCACUUAAGAAACUUGGAUCAAUACAGUUAAUUUUUAAAACAUACAGUAACUAUGACCAUAUACAUUAUAAGUCUCUAAGAAUCCACUUCAUCUGUGUCAUAGUCUUCAUUCACUUUGUCAUGCGAAACAGCUCCUCUAGAAAUUCAGAGUACAAGUCUUCCAAAAAAUAUAUGAAAGAGAAAUGUAGAUAUGCACAUGUAUCUCAUUUUCUAAUUAUGACUGUUACAGACACAAAAUCUUAACAUUUAUGCAUGCUUAUGACUUAUAGUUUGCUACUAGUCACACACAUGACCAAACACCUUGCAACUUUUUCAAUAUAUGGUGAAGCAUUAUUUGACACAUGGCCCAAUUUCCAGUGGAGGGAAAUGCAUAUCACAAGCUGUCUCCUUGGAUGUGACGUGCCUUUCACUUCACCAGCACACAACCACAUGUCACAGAAGCUGCAGACCUGUCCUGUUACUUUACAUUAGCAGUUUUCAUUUUCUAUAACAUGCUGGAUACAGCUCUCCAGGUCAUGUAUGGUCUGAGAAAGAUGUGUAGUUACUCCCUUCACUCAGGUCAUCUCGUAACCUGCUCUCUCAAUUGGUUGCAUUAAAAAGCAAGCAAUUCUUACUGAAUGUCAAAUUUAUGAACAUGAAGUUCCUAGAACAGGAAUAUUCCAUUUCCCAAAACUAUGAAUCAGACCAAAUCUAAAGUGUGUAUAUAUGUGAUUCUGUCAGCUUCCCCAAUGUAUGGCUUAUGAGUCCAUAUUGCCCACAGUUUGCAGUUUGUCUGUUGUUUGGAUUAGGUCUUUCCAUUUGCAUGAAAGAUCAUAGAAUCAUGAAAUCAUUGAAUGGUUUGCGUUAGAAGGGACAGAAAAGAUCAUCUAGUUCCAAAACCUCUGCCAUGGGCAGAGACACCUUCUACUAGGGCACAUUACUCAAAGCCCCGUCCUGGUCUCAAACACCUUCAGGGAUGGGACAUCCACAACUUCCUUGUGCAACCAGUUCCAGUGCAUUACCACCCUCAGAAUAAGGAAUGUUUUCUUAAUGUCUAAUCUAAAGUUACUCCCUUUUAGUAUAAAUCAACUAACUCUUACAUUGUCAAGUACUAGAAGGAUAUUCUCAUGUAACAGGAAAAUUUAUUUUUUCUUAGACCCAGUAGACUUCUGUUCAGUCUUUGUACAAAAUACAUAGUAAGUAUUGCAGCAAAUACACGUCUUCUCUUACCAGUACAAUAAUUCCUAAUGGGACAUGUGACUUAUUUUGCUCUUAAUUAUAUCUGAGAUUGAAAUACGCCUUUUGGAUUUUGGACCAUUUAUCUUUGUAUGAGUUUCUCAGUCUUUAUUUUAUUAAUAAAUGAUUUUUUUUUCUAUUUUGAUUCUCUUAUUAAUGUUGAACACAUUGAAUUAUGUGUACAUUUGAAAGGACAU